This is a messenger RNA of Symbiodinium sp. CCMP2456, 558 nucleotides long. The record is from the annotation of a GenBank genome assembly. Lineage: Eukaryota; Dinophyceae; Suessiales; Symbiodiniaceae.
AUGCGUGGGCAGUUUUGCUUGUUUACCGUGAUAUGUUGGCUGCGUGGAAGUGCCCUGGCUGCUUUACGGCUACAUCUGGGACAGGGCGGGGGGAAAGUGGCUGGGAAGAUUGUUUUGCGAGGCGCGGUCGACCUUGACCAGUGCGAGGAGGUUUCAAGACCUGCGGGCACCGGCCUGCUCCAGGCCAAGUCACACCUGGACCCCAGCACCUCAGCAGGAUCUAACGCCGAAUUGGCAUGGCGGCCUCGCCAUGUCGCGUUGAACUUAGGCCGGCUGCAAGAGGUGGAGUCGGAGUCGGACCUUGCAAUUUUGGGCGAGAGCUGGCAAGGUGCCCUGCAACUUCAGGAGCUUGGUGCUAACAACAGCCUCAACCGACUCGCUGCUCAGUGCCGAAAACAGAAGCGCAAGGCUAAAGCGCAGGUUCCCAGGGUGCCGCUGGAGGUGGCCCAGCAGCUCCGGGAAGUCGCAAGGGCGGACGUGAUCCGAGUCGGAGACGAUCCCUGUCCGGGAGAGCUCACGCUGUGGCAGUUCUUUCACAACGAAACCACCACGAGCUGA